GACCGCCUCUUCAAGAAAGGGUUGUGCCAAAUUAAACCUUAACGUGAUUCUAAAGAAGGAGGUCUAUUUACCGGAAUUUCGUAAAAUACACGUGAAAAUGUAGCCUAACGCAUCCACUAUUUUUAAUUGGACUAAACCAGUAUUUAUAAAGAUGCGUUUUGAAGCUCCUUUUCGUGUUUUGGUAGGAGGUUUUUGCCGUCCUGUGAAUCAGAUUGUAAGCGUGUAAUGGCGCCAGUAAUUGGCUUAUAUUACUUUUUAAUAUUGACGUACAGCUAUUUACUUAACAAUGGGAUGAUUAUUGCAAGCAGAGUGGAUCCUACUUUUCGCCUCGGAGGAGCUAUUCAGAAAAGCGUUGCUCGAGACCGAAAUGCGGAGAUUAGUGGUUUCGGCAGGUUACAAAUGGGCCGCAGCUCUCUGAUGCCGCCCAGUGCUGGGAAUGCGACCAACACUAUCGAGGCAGCUAACGGGAGUCUGGUUUACGGUCAUGGUUACCAGUCGGACCAGGUUCUUUACGAAGGUGCUCAGGAGAGACUGCAGCAGGAGAGACUGCAGCAGUUGGGGCUGUCAGUGCAGUGCAGACAUGAUGGGAUGUCCUUGAAAUUAAAGGGAAAUAGGGUUUCCCAUUUGCUGGUGGACAGAGAUGGUGCCCCACCAGUACCCCUGUCACAGCUGCCUUCCCACUGUGGCUUCUCUGUCAGACGGGCACGACGAGACGUAACACUGGUGGCUCCCUAUAAUGGCUGCCAUGUGACCAGACAGCGUGGCUAUUAUACCCUGCCGCUGCACGUCUGGGGGAUUCCUGUAAUGAUGUCCUGUCCUGUGAGUUCCUCCUCCUCCUCUCCCCCCACGAUCUCCUGUGGCUCCUCCAGUAUGGUGGUUAUGCUGGAGGGGGCUGUAGCAGAAGAGCUUAGUGUAAAGGUGAGUGGCUCAUGGGAACCCCUGCUGGCAGUCUGUGGGAAAUGUGGUUACAAUGUGGAUCAAGGCCCUGGACAGCUGCGUAUCACUGUUCCCUUUACCACACCCUGUGUGGGGCUGAUGGACUCGGGCCCCUCCUUGAGGCUGCGCUCUGCGGGUGAAGAGAUGACCCUGGUGUGCCCUUUGACAAGUACCCCUACUCCAGCUACACCUUUGCUGUAUUUCCCAUACUAUACCAUUACUACUCCAGCACCUACCACUGUCCCAUAUCCUAAAAUUCCUGCAUUCUACCCAUGGUUUCCUUUUAGCUUAAAAGCUCCAGUUACAACUGUUGCUCCCACUGCACGUCCACCUGUGUAUCCCCUGUUUGCUCCCUAUCCCAUCCCUUACUACCCAGUUACCCCAAAGCCGCCUACUACUGCCUCCAAAUACCAAUUGUACCCAAAACCCUUUCAAUUCUGGUAUCCCAUGAUGGGUCCAACUACCCCUAAGCCUACUACUGCCUCCAAAUACCAGUUGUACCAAAACCCCUUUCAAUUCUGGUAUCCCAUGAUGGGUCCAACUACCCCUAAGCCUACUCCUGCCUCCAAAUACCAGUUGUACCCAAACCCCUUUCAAUUCUGGUAUCCCAUGAUGGGUCCAACUACCCCUAAGCCUACUCCUGCCUCCAAAUACCAGUUGUACCCAAACCCCAUUAAAUUCUGGUAUCCCAUGAUGGGUCCAACUACCCCUAAGCCUACCACAGCUACCUCCAAAUACCAGUUGUACCAAAACCCCUUUCAAUUCUGGUAUCCCAAAAUGCGUCCAACUACCCCUCAACCUACCACAGCUACCUCCAAAUACCAGUUGUACCCAAACCCUUAUCCCUUCUGGGCUCUUAAGAGCCCUGUAAUUGAUCCAGCUACCCCCAAACCCAUUACUGCUGGCUGCAGUUAACAAUUUUACCAAAUCCCCUACUGAAUUUUCUAGUAUCCUAUGGUCAAGACCUACUGCCACUUCCCCUAAAUCCCCUCAGCUAGUCCACUCUAAUCAAUGUUCCAAAGUGCCUUCUGUAAGACUGCUACCCCACUACCACCCACUGCAAUCUCUGCUAGGCUUUUUCCCACAGCUUGCCUGAGCAGCUGUGAACCUUAAAUGGAAUGUGGUUUAUAUUCAACUGCUAUUGUUACUCUGCUUUAAAUACUUGUAAAUAUUUGGGGAAAAUUAAGAUUUGCAUCAAAUUGAAUGGAGUACAUCCCAGCUACCAUUUCAUAUGAAAUGCUUUCCAGCUGUCAAAUUGUGUGUUGCUGAAUAAAAUUGGUGAUAUUUAACUUGA
Paramormyrops kingsleyae is the source of this 2230-nucleotide messenger RNA. The record is from RefSeq and is a predicted model, not a curated record. Lineage: Eukaryota; Metazoa; Chordata; Actinopteri; Osteoglossiformes; Mormyridae.